Molecule: messenger RNA, 2317 nt
Organism: Oryzias latipes (Japanese medaka)
Lineage: Eukaryota; Metazoa; Chordata; Actinopteri; Beloniformes; Adrianichthyidae
Product: cytochrome P450 3A30
Molecular function (GO): steroid hydroxylase activity; oxidoreductase activity, acting on paired donors, with incorporation or reduction of molecular oxygen; heme binding
Source: RefSeq, a predicted model, not a curated record
UUCCCGGAUAUUCCUGCCCAGUUAACAAAUACAGAAGGACUUCAACCAAUACAGAAAGGACUUCAAUCUGCAUGUGAUGAAAUGACCACAAACAGUUGUUUAUGGUACUUGCACAACAUAAAAAAACUAAAUUUGCAAGGUUCUAGCUAAAACUAAGUACAAAAGCUUGUAGUUUACAAACUACAGCAGCCAAAAAAUACACAGGGUAAUCAUUUUAGUGACAAUUAAGGGAAAUGUCAAAGGUUACAAAAUCAGAAAAAUGUCAAUGGAUGCAUUCCAUAAGCAGACUAAAUAAUUGUUUAGUUGAGUUGUUGUGUUAUCAGAACAGUGACAAAUGAUUCUUCUAAAUUUAAAUGCUCACCUGUUUCCAUAUUAUAUAAUAAAUGCAAUACAGGACUCUGGAAAAUGACAAGUUAGAAACUUUUAUUUUAAAUGGGUUGAGACAUUACAUAAUGAUGGGACACAUCUACCAAUAAGAAGAAAAAGAGUCCUGUUGCCCCCACUAACCAAUGGACUUUUUGUACUAGAAAAUAUGAAACUGGUAUUGUUACUUUUUACCUGCAAAUCUAAACCUAGAUCCUUUCCAUCAACUCAAAAAGUGUUAUCAUAGAAUCAAUCACAGCUCAGCAAUUGCUUAAAAUGGUUAGUGGUUAGAGUACAGAGAGACAUUUUAAAUCCAGCUUUGCAAGCGUUAAAUCAGAUAUGAGGUGACCUUCGGCCAGUGCCCAAAACUCCUAUAAACCAUGUUUUUAUCAUGCAGCCUCAUUAUACACGUAGACGCUGUCCAGGUCACAAUGUUGUUCUUAUUUUCUGCAACCACAUGGACUUUGUUGGCUCUUAUUUUCACCAUUUUGUUACUCUUUGGAAUCUGGCCUUUUAGGAUUUUCCAAAAUAUGGGCAUAUCCGGGCCAAUGCCUAUGCCCUAUGUUGGAAAUCUCUUGCAACAAGGAAAGGGAUUUUUUGAAUUUGAUCAUGAAUGCCAGACCAAGUAUGGAGAUGUCUGGGGAGUUUUUGAAGGACGGCAACCAAUCCUAAUGGUUGCAGACCCAGAGAUUAUUAAAACAGUGAUGGUGAAAGAAUGCUACUCAGCAUUUACAAACCGCAGGAAUUUUUUUGAAGGUGACGGACCACUGACUGAAGCAGUUGCUUCUGCUAAAGAUGAAAAGUGGAAAAGAAUUCGCAGCUCAUUGUCUCCGUGCUUCACCAGUGGAAGGCUCAAACAGGUUUUCUCCAUUGUAUCUCGCUAUGCAGACCGACUUGUGGAAAAACUUGGAGAAACGUAUUUAAAUAAAGCCAUUGAUAUCAGACAAUUUGUGGCUCCAUAUACUUUGGAUGUUGUGGCCAGCGCGUCUUUUAGCGUGGAUCCAGACUGCAUAAAUAACCCAGAUGACCCUAUUAACGUUCAGGCCCAGAAAGCUACACGUUUUAAUUUUUUGCCAACAAUUCUACAAUCAAUUAUUCCCUUUGGUGGUCGUCUGCUCAAGCUCUUCAAAAUUGAAACCCUACCCUCAGCUAAUGUGGAAUUUUUCAUUGACAUCAUAAGAAAUUUAAAAGAUCAGCAUAAAACAGGUAAAAUGAAUCGACCAGACUUUCUGCAAGUGCUAAUUGAGAGUGAGAUGCCAGACGCAGAGAUAAAGAACAGUCAACAGCAGCCAAGUAAAGGUUUGACUGAAACUGAGAUCCUUUCCCAGGCUUUAGGCUUCAUAGUAGGUGGCUAUGAUACAACCAGCACUGCCCUGUCCUACAUCUUUUACUGUCUAGCCACAAACACUGAUGCAAUGCACACCUUGCAGAAAGAAAUUGAUUCAAACCUACAAAAAAACAGCUCCAUUUCAUAUGAGGACCUUAAUGGUCUGGAGUACCUGGACCAGGUUAUUAAUGAGUCAUUGCGCUUGUAUCCUGUUGCACCUCGGCUUGACAGGGAAUGCAAAAUGACUGUUGAGACCCAAGGCUUCACCGUCCCUGAAGGAAUGAUAGUUGGGAUUCCUGUGUAUCUCUUACACAAGGAUCCACGAUUUUGGAGCUCACCUGAGCUGUUCAGGCCAGAGAGAUUGUUUGGACUGUGCAGAUUCAGUAAAGAAAAUGAAGGGGAGCUGAACCCAUAUGCAUACAUGCCUUUUGGUCUGGGUCCUCGUAACUGCGUUGGGAUGCGCUUUGCUGUCCUUAUGAUGAAGAUGAUCAUUGUGCGUCUCCUGCAAAGAUACUCAGUGGAAACAUGCAAAUACACCUUGAUUCCAAUGCAGUUUAAUUGGAUGUUUCAACCAAUCAAACCUGUAAAACUGAAAUUUGUUCCUAAAUAAAGGAGAUUUGAAAAAAC